Molecule: messenger RNA, 1876 nt
Organism: Lynx canadensis (Canada lynx)
Lineage: Eukaryota; Metazoa; Chordata; Mammalia; Carnivora; Felidae
Gene: GPD1
Product: glycerol-3-phosphate dehydrogenase 1
Exons: 8
Coding region: 264-1313 (349 amino acids)
Biological process (GO): glycerol-3-phosphate catabolic process; carbohydrate metabolic process
Cellular component (GO): glycerol-3-phosphate dehydrogenase (FAD) complex; cytosol
Molecular function (GO): glycerol-3-phosphate dehydrogenase [NAD(P)+] activity; protein homodimerization activity; NAD binding
Source: RefSeq, a predicted model, not a curated record
GAAGAAGCUCACUAGCACCAUCAGCUGGCAAACCUAAAAAGAAAAGCGGGGCCUGGACUCUGCCUCAUUCCUGUUCUCCACCUGUCUCUUUUCUCCCCUUUCCCUGGCUUUGCCAGAUUCCGUCUCCCUGGGCUCCCGCCUCCCCACCCGCCCCUGGAGGGCGGGACUUGGCUGCACCCACGUGUGGUGGAGUUAUAUGCUCCGAGCCCCGCAGAGAAGCUGGGAGUGCAGCACUGAGCCAGAUCGGUUAGAGCAGCGGCACGAUGGCUGGCAAGAAAGUCUGCAUUGUAGGCUCCGGCAACUGGGGCUCUGCUAUCGCCAAGAUUGUGGGCGGCAAUGCGGCCCAGCUGUCACACUUUGACCCACGGGUGACCAUGUGGGUGUUUGAGGAAGACGUCGGGGGGAAAAAGCUGACAGAGAUCAUCAACACACAGCAUGAGAAUGUCAAAUACCUGCCAGGCCACAAGUUGCCCCCCAACGUGGUGGCUGUCCCAGAUGUGGUCCAGGCUGCAGCCGGUGCUGACAUCCUGAUCUUUGUGGUGCCCCAUCAGUUCAUCGGCAAGAUUUGUGAUCAACUCAAGGGCCACCUGAAGGCAAACGCCAUUGGUGUAUCUCUUAUUAAGGGGGUAGACGAGGGCCCUAAAGGGCUGAAGCUCAUCUCUGAAGUGAUUGGGGAGCACCUUGGCAUCCCCAUGAGUGUGCUGAUGGGGGCCAACAUUGCCAGCGAGGUGGCUGAUGAGAAGUUCUGUGAGACAACCAUUGGCUGCAAGGACCAGGCCCAAGGAGAGCUUCUGAAAAAGCUGAUGCAGACACCCAAUUUCCGCAUCACAGUGGUGCCAGAGGUGGAUACAGUAGAGAUUUGUGGGGCCUUAAAGAAUAUAGUGGCCGUGGGAGCUGGCUUCUGUGACGGGCUGGGCUUUGGUGACAACACCAAGGCAGCGGUGAUCCGACUGGGGCUCAUGGAGAUGGUCGCCUUUGCCAAGCUCUUCUGCAGUGGCCCUGUGUCCUCUGCCACCUUCUUGGAGAGCUGUGGUAUCGGUGACCUCAUCACCACCUGCUACGGAGGGAGGAACCGAAAGGUGGCCGAGGCCUUCGUCCGCACAGGAAAGCCCAUUGAGCAGCUGGAGAAAGAGAUGCUGAAUGGGCAGAAGCUGCAGGGGCCCCCGACAGCCCGGGAGCUACACAGCAUCCUCCAACACAAGGGCAUGGUGGACAAGUUUCCUCUAUUCAUGGCUGUGUACAAGAUAUGCUAUGAGAACCAUCCAGUGGGUGAAUUCAUCUGUUGCCUGCAGAAUCAUCCAGAACAUUUGUGAGCGGAGCUGGGGCCAGGCCAGGCAGCUUCUUUACCCCAGUGGAGAUAGUCAGAAGCUUGGGGUACCUGGCCACCAGGAUCUCUGGGACUCUCCAUGGAGCAGCCUCUUCUGGGGGACAGGAGGCUGUGGGGCCCAACUACCUGCCUGGAGAUCCUGAACCAUCAAGCAGCCCGUAGCCUCUUGCCACCACAUCGCGCCAGAAAUGGAGUUGCCUUGUCCCUCUCCAGAUGCGGGGUUUUCUCCUUGUCCUCUGAAAGGGGUAGAAUCACACCCCAGUCCUGUCUGCUUUGGGUGUGUGUGUUGAGGGGAGGGUGAAGGGAGAGGGAGGCAAGGGCUGCCCACUGCUGCCUCUCACACACCAGAAGUCCUGUCCCCAAGCCCAGUUAAAUGGCUAAAGAAGUACCUCAGCCACAAGAGGAAUGAGGUAAGGGCUGCCAAGGAGGGGUCUGGGCUUUUGAGCCGACACAGGCCCCAGGGACCCCUUUGCUCUGACCUCUGCCAAGCCCCACACAGCAUCAAUGGAUCUCAGUGUUUGUUAACAAAAUACAAAGCUCUCAACCCCC